Messenger RNA from Medicago truncatula (barrel medic), 1089 nucleotides. Its product is annotated as F-box/LRR-repeat protein 13-like. Lineage: Eukaryota; Viridiplantae; Streptophyta; Magnoliopsida; Fabales; Fabaceae. Gene Ontology annotation, molecular function: protein binding. Bases 1 to 885 code for a protein of 294 amino acids. The transcript has 2 exons. The record is from RefSeq and is a predicted model, not a curated record.
AUGCCCGUUAUUGAGGCCAUACCAUUUGCAUUAGAUCGCGAUUCUCUGCAAUAUCAAGGAUUAAUCAGUAAUUUGCCUGACGAGAUUCUGAUUCACAUUCUCUCAUUUCUCACAACCAAAGAAUCAGUUGCAACAAGCAUUCUUUCAAAGAGAUGGAUUCAUCUAUGGCACCAUGUUCCUAAUCUCAUUUUCCCCAACAUUACAGUAAACGGCAUUCAAUCCAAUUACACUUUCAACGAGUUUCUCUUUUCUGUUUUAAUCGCUCUUGACACCAAUUUCAUCAACACUUUCCACCUACACAUUCAUUACAGUAACCCUAAUCUUGCUUAUCAUCUCAGCUUUCCCAAUGUCACUAAAUGGAUCAACCUCGUUGUUCAACGCAAACUCAACCAUCUUCAUCUCCAUCUCGAUAAUGGUAACUUUUAUAAGUUUCUUCCUAAAUUGCCCACUAGCAUCUUCACCUGCAGAACCCUUGUUAGUCUCAAUCUCUGUUGGUUCCGUGUGAAGGGGUUUUCUUUUUCUGUAAAUGGAAUUCAACUUCCCUCGCUCACAUUCCUUCGUUUGGUAUCCAUUAAGUUCUUACAAGUUAAUGAUUUUGUGUUGCUUCUAGCUGGAUCACCAAUUCUUGAGGAUCUUGAAGCGUCUGAUAUACAGUUCUAUGAUGCGAAAGAUUAUCUUACCAUUCAAGAGUAUAAAAACUUAAGCUUUCCCAAAUUGACUAGAGCACAUACUAGUGUAUUUUGGUGUGAUUUUCCGGCAAGAGCAUUUUCUAAUUCAGAGUCUCUGAGCAUCGAUACAACAUUGUACACAAAUGAAGAGGUCCGUUUUAAUGUGAAUAUGAUGCAUGAUACUCAAUAUUUUUCAUUGUUUCCGUUUUUCAAAUAAUUUACGCACAUAUAAGUGUUGUGUCCGGUGUUGGUGUCUAAUUUACACACAAAUAAUUGAACACAAUCUAUUGAUGGAGUGGGAUGGAAAACACAGUAGAAAUGUUAUUCAUAUGCAUUUUCUUUUGAGAACUUUUCCCUGAUUUGAUGGUGUGCCAUUCUAAAUAAUUUAAGUGAAUCGGCUGCAGCUUGAUGACAUUUAUAU